Messenger RNA from Humulus lupulus (European hop), 1884 nucleotides. Its product is annotated as endoplasmic reticulum oxidoreductin-1-like. The transcript is spliced from 10 exons. The coding region runs from base 241 to 1722 and encodes 493 amino acids. The record is from RefSeq and is a predicted model, not a curated record. Lineage: Eukaryota; Viridiplantae; Streptophyta; Magnoliopsida; Rosales; Cannabaceae. Gene Ontology annotation, cellular component: endoplasmic reticulum membrane; endoplasmic reticulum. Gene Ontology annotation, molecular function: protein-disulfide reductase activity; thiol oxidase activity; FAD binding. Gene Ontology annotation, biological process: protein folding in endoplasmic reticulum.
UAGUUCGCCGUUGAUUUUCCCGGACUUUCUUGCUUAUCUCAUCGCUCCAAUCAAAAUCAGUUUUUGAGCCAAACCCAAUCCAUUUCACCCCCUUAAAUACCGCCCCUUAAACUUUGAUUAUGCACAUUCAUUCUCUUUUAAACUAAAUUUUCAAGUUUUCUUUUAUACUUUCCCGGCAACCAAACGCGUGGACAUUUUAAAGUCUCAGGAGUUUCUGACUCAUUUGCUUCUGUUGCAUUGAUGUUUGGAAUGAAGGGUUUGAUGAAACGAUGGGGUUGGGUGCUUGGAGCUCUCAUCGCGAUUUUCGUUGCGGUAGCUAUGACUACUAGACCUUGCCCUCGAAUUUCUCUCCUUGGACGGACUGAUAAGCCUUGUCGCUGUGAUCGGGAUCAACAUAAGUUUAGUGGGAUCGUGGAGGAUUGUUGUUGUGACUAUGAGACUGUGGAUCAUCUGAACGAGGAAGUUCUGCAUCCAUCACUCCAAGAGCUUGUGAAGACUCCAUUUUUCCGGUACUUCAAGGUCAAAUUAUGGUGCGACUGCCCUUUCUGGCCUGAUGAUGGUAUGUGCCGUCUGCGAGACUGCAGUGUUUGUGAAUGUCCAGAAAAUGAGUUCCCUGAAUCAUUCAAGAAUUACCAAAGGAGUCUUUCAGCUGAUGACCUUGUUUGUCAAGAGGGAAAGCCACAGGCUGCUGUGGACCGCACCCUGGAUAGUAAUGCCUUUAGAGGCUGGACAGUAACGGACAAUCCUUGGACGAAUGAUGAUGAGACCGACAAUACUGAGAUGACAUAUGUGAAUCUACAACUUAAUCCUGAAAGAUAUACUGGCUACACGGGGCCAUCUGCUAGAAGGAUAUGGGAUGCCGUUUACGCGGAGAACUGUCCCAAAUAUCCUUCUGAAGAACUUUGCCAGGAAGAAAGAAUUUUGUACAAGUUGAUAUCUGGUCUUCACUCCUCUAUUUCAGUCCACAUAGCUGCUGAUUAUCUACUUGAUGAAGCUAAAAAUCUGUGGGGUCAAAAUAUCUCAUUACUACAUGAUCGAGUCUUAAGAUAUCCAGACCGUGUGAGAAACUUAUACUUCACAUAUCUCUUUGUUCUCAGAGCUGUGACUAAGGCUGCACCCUACUUGGAACAUGCUGAGUAUGAAACUGGUAACCCUGUUGAGGAUCUGAAAACACAGUCAUUAAUGAAACAGCUGCUCUUUAGUCCCAAACUACAAGCUGCUUGCCCUGUCCCCUUUGAUGAAGCUAAUUUGUGGAAGGGGCAAAGGGGACCUGAACUAAAGCAAAACAUACAGAAGCAGUUCAGAAACAUUAGUGCGUUGAUGGAUUGCGUAGGAUGUGAGAAGUGUCGACUUUGGGGAAAGCUUCAGGUUCUUGGUCUUGGCACUGCGUUAAAGAUUCUCUUUUCUGUUGAUGCCCACAAGAACAUCGAUCAGACGCUGCAGUUGCAAAGGAAUGAAGUUAUUGCCCUGUUGAACCUACUCAAUCGACUAUCCGAAUCAGUAAAAUUCGUCCACGAAGUAGGAACAUCAUCUGAAAUUACCAGGAAGGGACAGAUUUCAGCACCCAUUACAUCAAACUGCCCAUUACAAAGGAUAUGGGCAUCAUUAUUUGACGGACCUGCACCAAGUUGUCCAUUACAAAGGAUGUGGUCCUCUGUAAAUGCACCUACUGUCGAGAAUUGUCCAUUGAAAAGGAUAUGGGCAUCGUUAACACAAAGGUAAGGCUAACAAGUUGGUUUCCGAGGAAGGGAAAACAACAUUUUAGAAGAGAAAAACAAUAAGGACAUGUAUAAGUAUGUUUGACAUUUUUGUACACUGUAGUAUAACUAUAUUUUGUAAGUUUUCAUAGUUCAGAGUUUAUAAAAAUAAUUACAAAGAAAAGCA